Messenger RNA from Papaver somniferum (opium poppy), 1344 nucleotides. Its product is annotated as salicylate carboxymethyltransferase-like. NCBI's taxonomy places the organism in Eukaryota, Viridiplantae, Streptophyta, Magnoliopsida, Ranunculales, Papaveraceae. The record is from RefSeq and is a predicted model, not a curated record. Gene Ontology annotation, molecular function: S-adenosylmethionine-dependent methyltransferase activity. The transcript is spliced from 4 exons. Gene Ontology annotation, biological process: methylation. The coding region runs from base 92 to 814 and encodes 240 amino acids.
GCGUGGAACAUGAUUCACGUUUAACUAUAAAUAAGAAGAUAAAAAUUUGAGUUCAUGCAAGUCUAAAAACUCAUCAGUUAACAAAUCAUCGAUGGAUCAACAACAAUGCAUUCAAAAUGUCCACAUGAAUGGAGGCACCGGUGAAACAAGUUAUUCUGCAAAUUCAUCGGUUCAGAAGAAACUCAUAACCAGGCCAAUAGUGGAGGAAGCAAUACUGAACAUGUUAUCGAAUUUGUAUGGUAAUAAUACCAUUUCUGCAGCGACGUCUAAGCCACGAAAGACUACUAUAGGAAUAACAGAGUUAGGUUGUUCUUCAGGACCUAAUGCCCUGUCAGUCAUCUCCCGUACUUUGGAAAUGAUUUAUAACAAACAUUGUGAAUCUGGUAUUGUUAUGCCUGAGAUUCUUGUGUUCCUUAAUAAUCUUCCAAGCAAUGACUUUAACACCCUUUUCAAAGAUGUGGGAAAUUUCUGUGAUGAUUUAAGAAGAACCAAAAGAGAUGGUUCAGGACCAUGUUUUGUUGCUGGAAUGCCUGGUACAUUCUAUGGUCGACUGUUUCCUAGUGACACUCUUCAUUUCAUUCAUUCUUCCUACAGCCUUCAUUGGUUAUCUCAGGCUCCAGAAGAGAUUAAAAAGACUAAUAAGGGAAACUUCUACAUCACGAAAUCAAGUCCUGCAUCUGUAGUUACGGCUUACUUAAACCAAUUCAAGAAAGAUUUUAUGAUAUUUCUAGAGUGUCGUUCAGAGGAAUUAGUAGAGGGAGGAAAAAAUGGUGUUAACACUUGUGGCAAGGAGCAGUUCAAAAGAUCCUACUAGUAAAGAAUGUUGUUCCUUUUGGGAACUAUUAUCUAUGUCAGCCCAUGACAUGGUUUUACAGGGAGCCAUUGAAGAGGAGAAUUUAAACUUAUUCAACUUUCCUAACUAUUUCCUUCUCCUGAAGAAGUAAAGUGUAUAAUUAAUAGUGAAGGUUCAUUCACAAUCAAUCAACUAGAGACAUUUCACGUUAGUUGAGAUUGUAGUGAUCCUAAGGGAGAUGAAUCAGUGACAAACAAGUUAAGAAGUGCCUAUUACAUGGCUAACGUCUUCAGAGCAGUGUCAGAACCCUUACUAGCAAAUCACUUCGCGGAGGAGAUAAUGGAUCUAUUGUAUGACAGGUUCAGGGAAAGAAUGGCAGAAUAUGCAACUAAAGAGAAAACCGAGUUCACUACCCUAGUUAUCUCCAUGACUAAGGGUCACAAACUACCUAAUUCUGAAGUAUAAUAUGUUGUAGUUUUAAUGCUGCAUGCCUUCCCACUUCGUCAACACGAUCAUAGUGCAAGAUGAAGGUUUGUGUAUGCAAUUUAAUA